Papaver somniferum (opium poppy) is the source of this 1676-nucleotide messenger RNA. Its product is annotated as pentatricopeptide repeat-containing protein At1g11900-like. Gene Ontology annotation, molecular function: protein binding. Lineage: Eukaryota; Viridiplantae; Streptophyta; Magnoliopsida; Ranunculales; Papaveraceae. The record is from RefSeq and is a predicted model, not a curated record. The coding region runs from base 141 to 1358 and encodes 405 amino acids. The transcript has 2 exons.
UAAUUUUUCCCUCUGAUAAACCCUAGAAAAGAAUGGGUUUCUAAAGCCCCACAGAAACAUAAUUUAGUUUUUGGGUCUUGAGUAUCUUUAAAUUAGGGGAUUUUGAUGGCAGAAUUGAAUAAAACCCUAAAUUUAUUUUGAUGAGUAAAAUAAGACAUUGUCUUGGAAUUUCAGUCUCAAAUUGUUGCAUCAGCAGUGUAUUAUUCUGCAGCAAAUACUUCUCGACCAGACGAGUCUCUUCAUUUACUAAGAUAUCAAAUCAUACAAGCAAGGUAUCAUAUAAGAAGUAUAUCAAAUCCAUCCCACUUAGAUUUGGUGGAAUUUAUCCAUUCUUUUCGGUUUAUCCAUUCUUUCCGGUAAUAAGCAUUUCUAUAGGCAAUUAUCAGUAUCUUUCAACUCAGACAUCUCCUGGGGAACAUGCACUAACAGAGGAGGACCUGAAUCGAGUUCUUUCUGAGAUAGAAAAGAAUCCAAUUUUGGGUAAGGAAACCUGCCAUUGUUACAUUGAGAAGCUAUCCAAAUCCAGCAAUCUAUUGGAUGCUGUUAGAUUACUGCAAACUUUACGUGAUAAACAAGUCUUUCUGUUCCCAAAAACUUAUAACAUCCUCCUUAUAGCAGUUGGUGAAGGAAAUCAUUUUGAACUUUUGUCUCAGAUAUUUAAGGAUCUUUUGAUUUCCUCUAACUUUCUACUUGGUCAAGAUUCAUAUUCAAAUCUUGCCAAGUCCUUUCUGAAAUCAACAGAUAUUGUUCAUAUACUAAAACUUGUUAAAGAAGUAUCUGAACUGACAUUUCAAGGAAGUGCUAGGGUUAUGAACAGGAUUAUUUCUAGCUUUGACAAAUCUGGGCAGAUUGAUACAGCAUUGCUAAUAUUUGAUCAUAUGAAGGAUUUGAAAUGUAAACCAGAUACUAUCACAUUCAAUACAGUUUUAGCAAUAUUGGGCCGUGCUGGUCAUGUCGAUGAAUUGCUACAUCAGUUUGCUUCAAUGAAGGAAACCAACAUGGUGCCAGACAUAGUCUCUUACAACACAUUAAUCACCAGUUUGCGAAAACUGGGAAGGAUGGAUCUGUGCUUAGUUUUCCUGCAAGAAAUGUGUGAAAGAGGACUUAAGCCAGAUCUCCGUACUUAUACUGCUUUAAUUGAAGGGUUUGGGCGGCUAGGGCAUACUGAGGAAGCACUGAGACUCUUGGGAGACAUGAAAACAAGAGGUGUACGUCCUUCUAUAUACAUUUACAGAGGAUUGAUUAGCAAUCUGAAAAAGAUUGGAAAGUUUGAGCUGGCUAUAAAUUUAGAAGCUGAAAUGAACUCUUCUUUUUCAGACCUGAUAGGCCCUAAAGAUUUUAAAAGGAGCUACAGGUAGGUCUACUUUCCGGCUUUCAGUUUUGAGCAACCAUAGCUGGUGGUUCGAAGUCUUAAAUGUAGGAUCCUUGGUUUUGGUUUCUCCUUCAAUAAAGCUGUUUUGGAUAUAUGCUGUGUUUUGCUUCUUGAUCUCUAAAAUUAUUUACGACAGUAGAGUCUAGUCAUAGUUGAAAUCAUUUAGAAUGAACUUGUGUUCGCCAUUGUUUGUCAUUUUUCCCAUGUCCCAUGUUUGUUACAGAAAAUUCAAAAUGAAACUUAGAUGUAAACUUCUUCUGUGACGGGUUUUAGAUCUCAAUGAAAUGUGGAAUUUUUAGUUUCA